Messenger RNA from Pecten maximus, 1300 nucleotides. RefSeq names its product galactose-3-O-sulfotransferase 3-like. Gene Ontology annotation, cellular component: membrane. The transcript has 2 exons. NCBI's taxonomy places the organism in Eukaryota, Metazoa, Mollusca, Bivalvia, Pectinida, Pectinidae. Gene Ontology annotation, molecular function: galactosylceramide sulfotransferase activity. The record is from RefSeq and is a predicted model, not a curated record. Gene Ontology annotation, biological process: glycolipid biosynthetic process. The coding region runs from base 1 to 1149 and encodes 382 amino acids.
AUGAUCCUUCACGGGUUUCGCAAAAACGGCUUGAUGUUCAUGUUGCUGGGAUGCUGCAUGUUGAUGACAUUUUACAGUUUAAAGCGAUACUUCAAUGCUGAUAACCGGGAAAUAAACGGGAAUACUUUUGUUUUCGGAAGAGAAGUAUCCUCCAGUCAGACCCAGUACAAGCAGAGUGUCAAUCAUAUAGCAUUUAUAAAAUUACCUAAGGCCGGCAGUACCACUGUUCAGAAUAUAUUUCUUCGGUAUGGCGACGAAAAGAAUCUCACGUUUGCUCUGCCGAGUAUUCGUAAAGCAGGUGGUUCUUCGUUGACGUCACGUUUCUUCUUUCCGCCACCCGAAAAUGGAGUUUAUGAUAUAACGUGUACACAUAUUAGGUACAACAGAAGAGAAUUUAGCCGUCUUUUACCCAAAGAUACUAAAUACAUAGGAACUGUAAGAGAGCCAUUUAGCCAUUUCAGUUCCAAAAUUAGAUUCCUUCGUCCAAAAAGCGUGCUAGGUAUACCGGGAGAAAAUCCGGUCUUAGAAUAUUUGAAAAAAGAAGCAAAACACCGGAAUUCAUCGGGCCGUUAUGAUUAUCUGUGCAAUGGAAUGUCUUUCUAUUACGGGUUUUCAGGAAAUCUAUUUUUGAAGAAGAAUGACGCCGAUAUAGAGAAGAAUUUACGCCGACUCGGAAAUGAAAUGGACAUGAUUUUGGUUUUGGAAUAUCUUGAUGAAUCCGUUGUGUUGAUGCGAAGAAUGUUAAACUGGGAUCUCAGACAUGUCUUAUAUACUAAACUUCGUGUUAACAAAGAAGAAGAUCCUAGAUUGAAGUUUGGAUCAGAAGAGGCAAAACUUCAUAAAAGCUGUGCAUAUUUAGAUGAUCUUUUGUAUGAAUUCUUUGUUCACAAAUUGAAGGAACUGAUAAAAAGACAACAAUCUGAUUUUUAUGAUGAACUGGCUUACUUCAGGAAAGUUAGACUAAAGUAUGAUCAAUUUUGUUUGUCUUCAAUAUCAAAUGACCAACAAAACACCGAGAUGACAUUCGAAGGUAGUCCAUGGAACAAACCAUUUAUUGUUACAGGAGAACACUGUAAAAAACAAUACAUUCAUGAUGUUGUGUAUAUAGACAUACUGAAAAAGAAACAGCAUUUACAUCCACUACUUUGAAGAGGAAGUAAUUGUUUUGAAAGAAUGUCAACAGGGACUAAAUCUCUUGGAGUACCGCCUGAUUUGAGGGGAUCUAAUAAACAUAUUAAAACAUCCUAGAUUGCCUAAAAGCACAACUUGUUGAUUAAGAGGUCGUUAGUUCUUUUUUGAA